GCUGGAGUUGAGACCGUUUUGUGACUCUGUGAUUUGUGUCUUCCUGAGUGCAGGUGUUAGUGAACCGCACGUGUGUGAGCGUUAAAAGCAGUAACAGCAGCAGUGGCGACGGAGACUAUUACGAAAGCCAAAUACGGAGUCAGGUCAUGGUCUGAUUUGCUAGGACGGGUACAUUCAUGAACUUCUACUACCCUGACUCGUCAAUGGAUAUGUGGUGCUGAUCGAACUGAUGGAAUGGGGCCAGAGUCCUAUGGAGUUCGGGUAGUCCCGUCUCCAACCCAACUCACCAGACCUCUUCAAGAUCGUUAUCAUCACUGCACCUGUGAGAGACAUAGAAGAUCCUCUCUCAGACGAUGGAGGCCUCUAGUGCUCAACGAUAUAAGGAAAAAGAGUCAAGAGUACACAGGCCUUGUGUUUUCGACAAGAUGGAGGGGCUGGUGCGGGAGAUGCAAGAUUCUGAAAAUGGAGUACCUGUACGUAGCCAAAAAUUAUUUCUUACUUCAAUCCCUUCAGCAUUUAUGGGUUACGAUCUCAUCGAGUGGUUGAUGGAGCGGCUCAAUAUUGAAGAAUCAGUGGAGGCUGUCCAUAUUGCUAAUCAACUUUGCCAGUAUGGUUACUUCUUCCCAGUGAAUGACUCCAGAACUCUUACUGUAAAAGAUGACAGCUCUCUUUAUAGAUUUCAGACACCAUAUUAUUGGCCAUGGCAACAUCGAACACCUGAUAAUGUAGAAUAUGCAAUUUAUUUGGCUAAGCGUACUUUAAGAAACAAACAACGCCAUGGCCUCGAAGAAUAUGAAAUUGAGGCUUUAAAUAGUUUAAAAAGAAAUUUACAAAAUAAAUGGGACAUCAUUCAAUUGCAAGCAGAGGAACAGAUACGAUUAUCCAAGGAGCGUAAAAAGGGUGAUAAAAUCGUUUGUGAUUCUCAAGAAAGGGCAUUCUGGAGAGUAUAUAGACCUCCACCAGGAUGUAUGAGUAGUCUUGAAGUAGUACCGGUACCAGCAAGGGCACGACUUGGUUUACCUCGUGCCCCGCCUCGAAAGCGUACUCUUAACGAUCUACAGCGCGAGGUAGAUCUUUUGCGGAAUAAUAUUACACGUACAAGAAUAAAAGCUUCGGUUGCUAUUGAAAAUCUCCAAACGCAUUUUGACACAUACAUAGAAUAUGAUCCAAUGAUGACACAGCCUCAACCUUCUAAUCCAUGGAUUACAGAUGAUCAAACAUUUUGGCAGCUCAAUAGUUCCUUGGUUGAAAUUCCUAUAGACAAGCGUGUUAAAAGGUGGGGAAUAUCAAUGGAAGAAUUAAUGUCGGAUCCAACAGGCCUGCAAGAGUUUACUAAUUACUUACGUAAGGAGUAUAGUCAUGAAAAUAUAAGAUUUUGGUUGGCAGUAAAGGAUUUGAGACAGAGUUAUCAAUUAAAAAUAAAUGAUAAAGUUAUUGAAAUUUUCAGAGAAUUUUUGGCACCUGGAGCUCCUUGUGAAAUUAAUAUAGAUGGUAAAACAAUGGAAAAAGUUCAUCAAGAAAUGAAUUAUCCAACCAGGUUUACAUUUGAUGCUGCUGCUGAACACGUGUACACUUUACUUCUAAAGAAAGAUUGUUAUCCUAGAUUUAUUCGUUCUGAUCAUUAUCGAAAUCUUUUAGCUGCCGGUGUGCAGCCUUUACAAAAAAAAAGAUUCUUUGGAUUCGUUGGCCAAGGAAAGAAAAAAAUUUCUUCGAGUAUAAUAACUAUCCCUGGGGGGCUAUCACAGCAGCAACAGCAACUUCAAUACCAGCGACGAAGAGGCAGUGACCGAAGUUUGUCAGGCUCAGCUCAUGAGUUGGCCAUGUGCGGUGUAAGAGAUUCUGCUGUGAGACACCAAGUGCCCCAUUCUCAUAGUCAGUCAAAUUUAACCGAUAUUCCAUACAGGGGAGAUCUGGAUUUUAAGAUUCUUUCACGGCCUAGUCCAAUAAAUAUUCAGGAUGUUGGUACACUGGAAGCAGCAAUUCGCCAUAUGGACGAUGUGUGUCCAUGGGAUGCAGCCCCCGCAGAUGCAUUGAUCGUGCAGACGUCAUCGGAUGAAACAGCCUUUUCAGAUUCCCUCGGGCAUUUCACGUCUGCAACUCAAGGUGACCAGCAAAACAAGAUGCAGUCAUCGUUUACAAAUUCCUCACAGCUGGAUUUACGCUCUUCUUCAUCUGAUGUAAGCAUUGCUAUAGCAGAAGUCUCAGAGACAUUGCGCAAGACAAGUGGAAUUAGUGAAUACCGAAGCCAUCAGCAUAUGCAUGAUAAUCAUCAUCAUUUGCAACGGCAGGAAAUCAGCGGUAGCAGUUCUGCUCCCAUACAACGUAAUUACUCAGUUAGCGCAACUCAUACAAGCGUUAAAAGUGCUAAAAUCAAGCUUACUGAGGCGACAAGGACUACUGUCUCUACGUACAAUUUUCCUUCACCCCAGCAUUCCUUUGAUCUAUCAUAUAUUGCUCUCGUUCCAGCAGAAAUAUUCUGCGACCGUCAGCAGCUUCAGCACGAGUCUUCGAGUGUCAAUGAACUACCACAUAUGCACUCUUUUACUAUCGUACCCGAUGAAAUUGAACAAGAUCAAACUAGGACUAUCACAAAAGCUCCAUUAAUAAGUAUAAGUGCAAUUGUGGGCGAUCUUCUGGAAGACUUAGAGUCAUCUACGGGAGCGAAUAAGGAGACAAGAAUAGAAACACCUGAUACGAGCAACGAUUGUGUUUUUAUGAGCGAGCCUGCUACCCAGUUCCAAAGCCUACCCGAGGUUGAAGAAAAUAAGACGAGAGAACAAAUGAUAAUGUCGAUUUCGGAAGAAAAAUUUGAGACUUAUCAUUUCACUAGAGAAUCAAAUGCUCGACAAAAUAAGGGUGAGCUUAAAGACGAUGACGCAACAACUGCUACUGAACCAUUAACUUUUCAAGAGCAGCCAGACAAUAACGUUAAUGAAGUUUGUCCAUGGGAAGAUGAAGAAAAUUGUAAAGUGGACACACCCUACAUAAAAACCUAUGCAACUUUAGGUUAUUUGUAAGUCUUAUUACAUGGUUUAUGUUCGAAAGAUGACUUUCAAAUUUAAUAUUUUCAUUUU
This is a messenger RNA of Ceratosolen solmsi marchali, 3074 nucleotides long. RefSeq lists its product as uncharacterized. Gene Ontology annotation, molecular function: GTPase activator activity. The record is from RefSeq and is a predicted model, not a curated record. Gene Ontology annotation, cellular component: plasma membrane; neuron projection; cytoplasm. The transcript is spliced from 17 exons. Gene Ontology annotation, biological process: intracellular signal transduction; G protein-coupled receptor signaling pathway; positive regulation of GTPase activity. Lineage: Eukaryota; Metazoa; Arthropoda; Insecta; Hymenoptera; Agaonidae. Bases 354 to 3017 code for a protein of 887 amino acids.